AUGUGCUGGAACGUCAUCACGACUCUACUGUGCGCGUCCGUUCUGGCUGCAACGGCUACGCCGUCGUAUCCGGAGAACACUCUCCGCGCGAGAGACGCUGCUGUAGAUAAUAUUGUCUAUGUUACGGAUGCCAGCAAAUACUGUAUGAUUAUGCCUCGCGAUCCCCACACGAAUAUCGGAGACUCUGAACACCCAGGAGGAAUGAAAACCUAUUGCUCUCCUGCCGGUCGCAACUCAAGCCAGCAAGGGCAGCUUCCCGCCGACUUCUGGAGCAACGUCGAGUUCAAGAGUGGCAAGGGGAAGAACGGCGGCCGUUUCGCGCAGCCGAAAGUAACUGGCUGCAUUCGACCAAGCCAUCUCAGUCGUCUGAACCCGAACGACGCCGGAGGGCAGUACGACUCCAGCGGCGGGGCUGGCGGCAAGGGCAAUCCGCAAGGCAGCCAGUGCUUAGGAUACAAACAUUACGUCGAAAUUGUCGAGCCGGCCGGACCCCGUGCAUGCAUCAAGUGCUGCGACGACCCUGCGGAUUGCCCGACGAACAAGGAUACGCAGGGCUGCCCGAACGUCAUCGAGGGCAACUAUUUUGACUGCGCAUGA
Phanerochaete carnosa HHB-10118-sp is the source of this 597-nucleotide messenger RNA. RefSeq lists its product as uncharacterized. The coding region runs from base 1 to 597 and encodes 198 amino acids. The transcript is spliced from 5 exons. Lineage: Eukaryota; Fungi; Basidiomycota; Agaricomycetes; Polyporales; Phanerochaetaceae. The record is from RefSeq and is a predicted model, not a curated record.